Molecule: messenger RNA, 2637 nt
Organism: Ornithodoros turicata
Lineage: Eukaryota; Metazoa; Arthropoda; Arachnida; Ixodida; Argasidae
Product: splicing factor, suppressor of white-apricot homolog
Exons: 13
Coding region: 30-2273 (747 amino acids)
Biological process (GO): RNA processing; mRNA 5'-splice site recognition
Molecular function (GO): RNA binding
Source: RefSeq, a predicted model, not a curated record
AUCCAAUCCAUUUCUGGCUUGAAAGGAAAAUGGCUUCCUCUGCGAACGGUCGAACGUGGGCCACGGACGAUCGGUAUAAACCAGAGGAAGAACUAUUAGUAUUCGGCUACUCGUGUAAGCUCUUUAGAGAUGAUGAAAAGGCAACAUUUAUUGACCGAGGGAAACAUUUGAUCCCCUGGAUGGGUGACGACAGCCUUAUGAUUGACAGGUAUGACGCCAGAGGUUAUCUACAUGACCUUCGUCAGUAUGAACCAAAAUCAGGUGGGGCCGAUUACUUGUCAGCACUUUCAAAUGAGGAACGACAGCUAGAGGAAUUGUGUGAGGAGGAACGUUACCUGGCACUCUUCAGAGACUUGCAAGAGGAAGCCAUUUAUAAAGAGGAAGAAAUAAAGAGGCUAAAUGCCGCCCUCAACCCAGAAACUGCACACAAGGAAAUUGCUUUUUCUUAUAAUUCCGAGAACAGUGCCGAGUCACCACAAGCAAAAGAUGACAGCAGUGAAGCCCCCUUUAAGGUUCCCAGUGGCCUCCAUAUCCCACCUUCAGUACCCCAGCCUCCCACAAUGAAGCUCCAUGCUAUCAUCGAGAAAACAGCUGUGUUUGUGUCUCAGCAUGGUCCUCAAAUGGAGAUAAUUAUCAAAACGAAGCAGGCAUCGAAUAAUCAGUUUGACUUCCUGUCGUUCGACCAUCCUCUCAACGUCUACUACCGCUUUCUCACUGAACAAAUCAAGUGUGGGACAUACAUCCCAACACAAGUGUCAAGCGCAGGCAAUGAAGACACUGAUGACGAGGAUGAUCACUACUUACAUCCAAGCUUGCUGCCCACUCCAUCGUCCUCUGUAAUGCAGGAAGUAUCGAAAGUUUUUCUGAGGAAAGAUGGGGAGGACAAUGCCUACUCUCGCUUGGUCAAGAACUUGAGGCCGCAGGUGGACAGCCCAGGCAACAACUCUCCAAGCCAACAGGACGUUGCUGCACAGCCCUAUGCUGACGGGUCCGGAGAGUACGGCGCAGGAGAACCCGUUCCCCCACCACCCCCCGGCCUGGAGCCGAUCCUGCUGCCAGCGCAAGCAGCACUGAUGGGCUACGCCGUGCCUCCUCCGCCUGACAUCCAGCCCAUCAUUGACAAGAUGGCUAUCUAUGUAGCCAAGAACGGCGACGACUUCGAGACUGUGGUCAAGAGCAAAGGCGACAAGAGAUUUGAGUUCCUGCUGCCCACCCACCAGUACCACACCUACUACUUGUACAAGAAGCAGAACUACAUCAACGAAAAUAAACCACAGGAUGAGGAAAUGGUGUCUUCUGAGCCGGCACCCCUACCUGCUGCAGUUCAAAGAGUAACUACCAUUGCCUCCAGUCUGCCUGCUCCACCCGCAGCACAGCUGCCUGUGCAAGAAAAUGGGAUUGCUUCCUUCGAAGCAAAACUUCCACCCAAGUUUCUGCUCGGGGAUGACGGCACCGGCUCGGGUUCCAACUCCCCGUCUCUUCCUUCUCUUUCUGCUGAUGACUCUGCAGUAUUGCCAACAGAACGUUCUUAUGCAAAAGGGCCAGUGAGCUUCUCCUUGAAAGCUAAAGAGGGUGAGAGCAAAGAAAAGAAAUGUAUAUCCCUCGUUGGGGUUGACUCUGACUCUGAAAGUAAGGGAGAGGGAAUGGACGUACAAGAAGGAAGCCAGCCUUCCAGCACAGUUGACAGUUCAACAAAAAUCGGCAUAUCUAAGUAUGGGGAUAGUACAGAAAGAAAAAGUGCAAAUGCCACUGGCACAGCGGUGUCAUCCCAAGACCAGGUCCCAAGCAGCAAGCAGAUUCAGCUGGAAAGAAAGAAACGCCUUGCCAAAUUUCUCAGCAUGAUCAAGGACAUGCCCGGUGCAAAAGACGGUUCGCUCGCUGUACAGGAGAAGUCGAGCAACCCUGCUGGCACAUCUCUCAGGGACCCACUUCCUUCCCUCAGAAGUCCUUCUGAUUCCUUACCUGGGUCAUCGCCAAAACAACAGAGAAGCGGUGACUCGUCCGGGGAAUCGCCCCGCAGGAGUCGAAGCCGAUCGCGACCUUCCCGCCACCGCUCAAAGUCACGUUCUCCGAGCCACAGGAGGUCAUCACACCACCACCACAGCCGCCGACACGGAAAGAGGAGAUCCCGUUCUCGCUCCAGGGAGAGGAAGCAUCAUAGGGGCAGGGGCUCACCUGCUCCUAGGUCCAGAAGGUCGAGAACCCCUUCUCCGUCACAUCGGUCUCACAGAAAGCGUUCGCAGUCAAGGUCGAAGAGUAGCAGGAAGAGGUAGUGUCGUCACUCGUGUGGCAGUAGUAGUGUACAGUUGUGCGUUGUAAAUAGUUUCUAUGUUUAUUUGUUUGUUUGUUUUAAUCUGAAGUGGUAAGAGAAGAAGGCUGGAACUCUUUAUUCGAAGGUAUUGAAGGAAAUAAAACAGAUAAACAGAUGGGCCUCAAAUUGAUAAACAAAUUGCUCGAAUAAAUGUGACAUGAAACAGGAGCGUGCUCAUUAGACAUUGUAUAGGACAGGUUGUUGUUGAAAUAUAAUUUUCCGCUAAGUAUUGUUGUCUGUGCUGUAAAGUAAGCUUGUACUGUACUGUUCCAUAACACUGCAAUUUUUACAUGUGUGAAACAAUAGAACACUGCGUGAGAACUCUA